GCCUGCCCUUCCGCCCUGUGCGGCUCCGCCCCGGCCGCCAUGUUGUGGCGGCGGAAGCGGCGGCGAGAGCGCGGGUAGCGGCCGCGGCGUACGGAGCAUGCACGGCGCGAAGCAGCGGCCCGCGGGCGCGCACCCUGGCCAGUGGGUGCUCAUUGCACCAGAGGCUGCUACCGACCUGCCUAAAACACCUGAGAGCGAACCUUUGUUUACCAAACUGCGCAACCCAAGCACAGGGGAAGCAACCCUUUACUUAUUCAACAGUGGUGCACAGCAGCUGUUUGAAGUAAAAGCUUUUCAUGAGGAAUAUCAUUCCUGGUUUAUAGGUCAGACUGUUCAACAAGAUGGGCGCCUGCUGUUUGUUACACCGAUGGAUCCCUUAUUCCUGAUACUUUACUACCUCAUCGAGGCAGACAAGGAGCAGCAAGGAAAGUUCCAGCCACUCGAUCAAGUUGUGCUAGACUCUGAAUACCCUAACUGCCUCUUGCUGCUGAAGUGUGCAGAUGUUCAGCAGCACAUACAUCAUGUAACAGAAGAAAAAGAGAUUGGCAGUCAGAAGUUCCACAAAUACAGCCAAGAGAAGACACUGAAGUGGUUAAAGAAAAAGGUCAGUCAAACAGUGAAAGCUCUUAAAUCCAACAAUAUCAUUGUGGGUGAAAGGGUGUAUGCAGCUGCAUAUGUCAGUGACAAACAGAUCACAGACACUGAAGAAGACUAUGUACGAUAUGCACAUGGAUUAGUGUCUGAAUACAUUCCUGAAGAUCUCAGUAAGAAGUUGUUACAAUACUUAGGGCUCCCAGAACAUAAAAACCCAGUUCCUGAGCCACCACUGAAGAAAAGGAAAUUAUCAGACGUCCCUGUGGAAGCAGAACAAGAUUAUACUAAGUUUAACAGCACCAACCUGAAAGCCAAAAAGGCAAACAUCAAGAUGACUGCGGCACAAAAGGCUCUGGCCAAGGUUGAUAAGAGUGGAAUGAAGUCCAUUUCUUCCUUCUUUGGUUCCAAACCUAAAGCAUCAAAAUAAAGGCUUGUUCUUGAAAGAGGUUUUUAUCCAGUGGUUAUUUUUAUGUUAAGCUUAAGAUGUCUGCUGGGUUUUUUUGUUAGUGUGGUAUAUGCAGGGCAUGGCUGUGUACGUGGUGGAGCGUGCUGAAGAGAUCUGUGAGCUGGUGUGGGGCGCUGCUGUUACGCCUCAGCGAGGCAGGGCAGUACCAUGCAGAUAUUCCAGCCUGUGUCAGGGAUUAGCAUGGUCCUGUGAGCUAAGAAAGCAAGGUUCAGCAUGGUACAAUCCUGUACUGUGGCUUCGCAUAGAGCAAACUUAGUCAGGGCCACCACAGAGUCUUCUCCAUCACACUCCAUUGUGGGACAGAAACAUGUCCUCCUCAGAGUUUUUA
Dryobates pubescens (Downy woodpecker) is the source of this 1388-nucleotide messenger RNA. RefSeq names its product ribonuclease H2 subunit B (gene RNASEH2B). The transcript has 11 exons. Gene Ontology annotation, biological process: ribonucleotide metabolic process; RNA catabolic process. Gene Ontology annotation, cellular component: ribonuclease H2 complex; nucleoplasm. The coding region runs from base 98 to 1021 and encodes 307 amino acids. The record is from RefSeq and is a predicted model, not a curated record. Lineage: Eukaryota; Metazoa; Chordata; Aves; Piciformes; Picidae.